UUUUUUUUUUUUUUUCAAAUUGAAUAUGACUUAUCAACUUCAAAUUUUUUUGAUAAUUUUUGUUUAAUUUGUCAUUAUUUGUACGUAGUUAAUCAUAUUGGUAUAUUUAGACUAAACAACCUUUGAUUGAUCUUGAUAUCACUAAAUGCUAUAAAUGGUAAUCACUUUGGUAUACACCCGAUGAUAUUAUGAAAUGUAUUUUGUAGGUUGGUUUUGAUCAAAUAUGUAGAUAUUCAUUGACAAAAUGCUAGAAAUGGUUAUGUAGUUUUCUAUUUUUAUUACAUUAAGUGUGUUUGGGGUUCAAGACAAUAUGGAAAUAACCUAAUCCGCAAACUCCCAUGUACACAUCUUGAGUAGUAACAACCAUAACCAUGAAUAAGAAGAUACGAUAGUUUUUAUGAAAGCUUUCAAGGGUUCCCAAUGGCAUAUACACAACGACCAUCUCUUCUCCUUCAUUACAAUAACCCAAAAACGAUGCUAAAUUACAUUGCCUCAGCCUAAUAAGCGAUUCAACUUCGGUCUAAAUUUCGGAAGCUCCUUGACACAAAUUAACAUGUAACUGCUUCAUGGCGGCAAUGACAUCGGUUGACCUUCUCAAACCCACCACGACCAAUGACUAGUGACUUUUGUAUCGUUUGCCUCUUUUGAAAUCUAAAAAUAUAAUAUAUUUAUAAUUUAUAAUUUCAACAAGAAUAUCAAUGUUAUGAAUAUUAUGGAACAGAAAUGGGACUUAUCACCGACGCAUGUCGAUUUUCCGAUACAUCAUCGGAAAGGCUGGAAUGUUGCUAUCAGAUUUAUGGCAAAAGGUGCCUCGGUUUGUGUUAUAUUUCUUUUCUUCAGAUGCUAUGAUCUUUUCAAUUUCUAUCCCUUUUUUAGCGGCAUUUGGUAGUUGGUCAAGUGCUUUUGAAGAAACAUUUGUGGAAAAUGAGAUGUGAGAUGUUUUUAUCAGAUUUUUUUUCCUAGAGUUGAAGUGCUUGCAAAGUAUUUAAUAAAAUGUGUCAAUGAAAUUCUAGCGAUGGUUAUUGGUUAGAUACAGAUAUAAGUCGUUUAAUUAUCAUCAAAUCAUGAGGGAUAUAUCCUUGUAUAUUUAUAUAUGUAUAAAUAAUACAAACAACUAUUGUGAACAAGCCUUUUGGAGACUUUGAAUGUAAGAUACCUUCAAACGACAAUUAAAACUUCUCUUCUAAUCAAACCUUAGACACCUCAACCAUCAGUUGGUAGGCUUACCCAUACACACACACACACACUUACUCACACAUCCCCUUCAAAACCCCCCAUUAUUCUUCCCCAUCUCAUUCACACACACAUUCUUUGUUUCUUUCUUGGGUACUGCCAUGGCUGCCCUCUUUACAGGCUCCCAUGGCCACCAUGACCUUCCAGAUCCCGAUACACACUCCAACAUAUGCCGUGUGUGCGGAGACGAGAUUGGCCAACUGUUUGUUGCUUGUCGCGAAUGCAGGUUCCCAGUGUGUCGCCCUUGUUACAUUUAUGAGCGAAGUGAAGGGAACCAAUGUUGCCCUCAAUGCAACCUUCGCUAUAAACGUCACAAAGGUUGUCCACGGGUCGUUGGAGAUGAUGAAGAAAGUGAUGAUGGAGAUGAUUUUGAUGAGGAGUUUCAGACCAAGGAUCAUCAGGAAACCCGAGAUCAUAAUCGUGUUGAUAAAUCAUCGGAAAAUGGCGACUCUCAUCCUCCGAAACAAUACAAUACCAACGGCUUUGCUUUCUCCUCUGCCGGAAGCGUUGCCGGAAAGGAUCUUGAUCGUGAUCGAGAUGAUGAAUGGAAAGAUCGAGUAGAGAAAUGGAAAACCCGGCAAGAAAAGAGAGGCCUAGUAACAAAAGCUGACGAUGGUAACGAUCCCGGUGAAGAAGAUGACUAUCUUAUGGCUGAAGCUCGACAACCCUUAUGGCGAAAAGUCCCGAUCUCAUCGAGCUUAAUCAAUCCAUACCGUAUAGUCAUCAUCUUACGUCUGGUGAUUCUCAUCUUUUUCUUCCGUUUCCGAAUCAUGACACCUGCAUAUGAUGCUUACCCUCUAUGGCUCAUCUCAGUCAUAUGUGAAAUCUGGUUUGCUUUAUCAUGGAUACUCGAUCAGUUCCCAAAAUGGUUCCCAAUCAACCGUGAAACCUACCUGGAUCGCCUCUCGUUGAGGUUUGAGCGCGAGGGUGAACCCAGUGGGCUCUUGCCGGUUGAUUUCUUUGUGAGUUCGGUUGACCCGCUUAAGGAACCACCCAUCAUCACUGCAAAUACGGUUCUAUCGAUAUUGUCAGUUGAUUAUCCAACUGAGAAAGUGAGUUGUUAUGUAUCGGAUGAUGGUGCUUCUAUGUUGCUUUUUGAUACGUUAUCGGAGACCGCAGAGUUUGCCAGAAGAUGGGUCCCGUUUGCCAAAAAGUAUAGCAUUGAGCCUAGGGCGCCGGAGUUUUAUUUCUCAGAGAAGAUUGAUUACUUGAAGGAUAAAGUGCAGCCUACCUUCGUUAAGGAUCGUAGAGCCAUGAAAAGAGAAUACGAGGAGUUUAAGGUGCGAAUCAAUGCACUUGUCGCAAAAGCUCUGAAAAAACCAGAAGAAGGCUGGGUGAUGCAAGACGGGACGCCAUGGCCUGGGAAUGAUAGUCGUGAUCAUCCCGGGAUGAUUCAGGUUUAUCUCGGAAGCGGAGGUGCGCUUGAUGUAGAAGGGAAAGAGUUGCCGAAAUUAGUUUAUGUUUCCCGUGAAAAGCGACCUGGUUAUAAUCAUCACAAGAAGGCUGGAGCCAUGAAUGCCCUCAUUCGAGUUUCUGCCGUGCUUACAAAUGCGCCGUUCAUGCUGAAUCUGGAUUGUGAUCACUACAUCAACAACAGCAAAGCUGUAAGGGAAGCAAUGUGCUUCUUAAUGGAUCCACAGCUCGGUAAGAAGCUCUGUUACGUUCAAUUCCCGCAACGAUUCGACGGAAUUGAUCGCCACGAUCGAUACGCCAAUCGCAACGUCGUCUUCUUCGAUAUCAACAUGAGAGGACUUGACGGAAUACAAGGCCCGGUGUAUGUCGGCACAGGAUGUGUAUUCAACCGCCAGGCAUUAUACGGGUACGACCCUCCGGUAUCGGAAAAGCGACAGAAGAUGACCUGCGAUUGCUGGCCUUCGUGGUGCUGCUGCUGUUGCGGUGGUUCGAGGAAGAAGUCAAAGGAUAAAUCAUCAAAAAAGAAAGGGCUGAAAGCUUUAUUUGGGUUGGGAAAACUUCGUGGCAAGAAGAAGUAUUCUAAGAAAUCGUUGGCACCCGUUUAUGAUCUUGAGGGUAUCGAAGAAGGGCUUGAGGGUUACGACGAGUUGGAAAAAUCGUCGUUAAUGUCACAGAAGAAUUUCGAGAAACGAUUUGGGCAAUCUCCAGUUUUCAUCACUACAACUCUAAUGGAAACCGGAGGAAUUCCUGAAGGAACUAACAGCAAUUCUUUGAUCAAAGAAGCCAUUCAUGUCAUAAGCUGUGGAUAUGAAGAGAAGACGGAAUGGGGCAAAGAGAUCGGAUGGAUUUACGGAUCGGUGACGGAAGAUAUCUUAACGGGAUUCAAGAUGCAUUGUAGAGGAUGGAAAUCGGUGUACUGUAUGCCGAAGAGGCCGGCGUUCAAGGGGUCUGCGCCGAUCAAUUUGUCUGAUCGUUUGCACCAGGUGCUCCGGUGGGCUCUUGGUUCGGUUGAGAUCUUCCUGAGCCGGCAUUGCCCGCUCUGGUACGCAUGGGCAGGGAAGCUGAAAACACUGGAGAGGCUUGCUUACAUCAACACCAUCGUUUACCCUUUCACUUCCAUCCCGUUGCUUGCAUAUUGUACGCUUCCUGCCGUCUGUCUUCUCACCGGAAAGUUCAUCAUCCCCACGCUCAACAAUCUUGCAAGUGUAUGGUUUCUUGCCCUUUUUCUUUCGAUCAUAGUGACGGGUGUACUCGAACUCCGGUGGAGUCAUGUUAGCAUCCAAGAUUGGUGGAGGAAUGAACAGUUUUGGGUGAUCGGUGGUGUCUCUGCACAUCUUUUCGCAGUUUUCCAAGGCCUCCUCAAGGUUCUUGGUGGAGUUGAUACCAAUUUUACAGUCACAUCAAAAUCAGCCGAUGAUGCUGAGUUUGGGGAGUUGUACUUAUUCAAAUGGACAACACUUCUGAUACCACCAACGACUCUAAUCAUCAUGAACAUGGUCGGAGUCGUGGCUGGAGUAUCAGAUGCAAUCAACAACGGGUAUGGAUCAUGGGGCCCGUUGUUUGGUAAACUGUUUUUCUCGUUUUGGGUCAUUGUCCAUCUAUAUCCUUUCCUAAAGGGUUUGAUGGGCAGGCAAAACCGGACUCCAACCAUUGUCGUUUUAUGGUCGAUUCUUCUGGCUUCAAUCUUCUCGUUGGUUUGGGUUCGGAUCGACCCGUUUUUGCCCAAACAAACGGGUCCAAUUCUUAAACAAUGUGGAGUGGAAUGCUAGACCAACCAUGGUUACAAGUUUGGUGGAGUUUUUUGAGCAAAUAUUAUGUAAAUUUUGCAAACAUUUGGAUACAUGAAACACAACGUCUAUUUGAAUUUGAGUAUACAUUUAUAUUGAAUAUAAAUAUGUUUUGUUUUUUUU
Messenger RNA from Lactuca sativa (garden lettuce), 4556 nucleotides. It is a transcript of the gene CESA4, whose product is annotated as cellulose synthase A4. Gene Ontology annotation, molecular function: cellulose synthase (UDP-forming) activity. Gene Ontology annotation, cellular component: membrane. Lineage: Eukaryota; Viridiplantae; Streptophyta; Magnoliopsida; Asterales; Asteraceae. Gene Ontology annotation, biological process: cellulose biosynthetic process. The record is from RefSeq and is a predicted model, not a curated record.